GACAACAAACACAUCGCUAGCAUUGGGCCAAAAGAAACAUUUCGGUUGCACUUCAAUAUUUCUCUACAUCGCAUUCGUCGUGCGUACGGAAUAAUUUUUAGUUUGAACCAAACCAGAGAAAAACCGUUUAUUUUUACUUUUCGAAUUUUUUUUCCUGUGCUGGUUUGUGCGUGCUUUUUUCGUAUUUGUGGAUGUGUUGGUGCGAAAUGUUUAAUCAAUCAUGGCUUUGAUGAAUGCCAAAUUAAUAAUAAGCAAAUGAAACAAUUUUCCAUUAUUCAAUGUUAAGAGACAAGUGAAACAGAGAAGCAGCGCAAUAGAGCAAAAAAAAAUUGUAUUAAUAUUAUACAGUAUUAUCCAGUGAAGAAAGAGAAAGAGAGCGGAAAAAAAGAAGCGCGUCCGUUGUCACCCGAAACGAUGAAGACAAUUAAAUCAAACGGGUAGAAGCAAACAUAGUGACGGAAAAAAAUGCAUUUUUUGCAGCAAAACCAGUGAAUGUAACAGAAGAAGCAGAAACAAUACGCCCAACCUUUUGUAAUGCUCGCACCACAGGCACCGGCAUUCAUAACAAUUCUGUCUGUGUAUUUUCCGCGAGCAACGCGGAUUGGAUAGUUUAAAUACACGAACGUGAUUUGAAAAAGAUUUUAAAAGAUUAUUUAAUAUAAAAAUAAACAGCAGAAUUUAUUGCGAUACAGAACAAUAGAGCACGAGAAAGAAACGUGUUGUGUGUGAGGGAAAGAGAGACAGAGCGAACAGACUACUGCAAAACUGUGUGUUGAGCAAAAAAGCACGUUACGAGUGAACAUUACACAGAAAUGGAAACGUUAAGCUCGGAUCACGCACUUUUCUUAGUUGCCAAUUUUUCGGAAAAAUCAACGAUUUUAGCGGCGGCGGCAACAGCAACCAGCACCAUGGCCGAUUUAUUCGACGUCACGAAUUCCACGAAUGCGACAAAUUCCACGUCAUCCAUUGACCAACCAACAAUAACACACAAAAUCGAUUGGACUGAUUUGGUUUUGGCAUUGUUGCUCUGUGUGCUCAUUGUGAUAACCGUUAUUGGAAAUACAUUGGUGAUAUUGUCUGUGCUGACAACCCGACGAUUACGUACUGUUACCAACUGUUUUGUGAUGAGUUUAGCCGUAGCCGAUUGGCUUGUAGGCAUCUUUGUAAUGCCGCCAGCGGUUGCCCUGAUGCUUGUUGGAUCAUGGCAACUUGGCUGGGUGUUUUGCAAUAUUUGGAUAUCGUUAGAUGUGCUAUUAUGUACGGCGUCAAUUUUGAGCUUGUGUGCAAUUAGCAUAGACAGAUAUUUGGCAGUUACUCAACCGUUAAAUUAUUCGAGAAGGCGACGCUCCAAACGGCUCGCAUUGCUAAUGAUUCUAAUUGUUUGGACGUUAGCGUUGGCAAUUACUUGCCCACCGAUUCUGGGAUUAGGCAUGUACGAUCAUCAACGAGCCGAAAAGCAUGAUGAGUGCGGAUAUAAUCAGAAUGAAGGUUAUGUUGUCUUUUCGGCAAUGGGCUCAUUUUUCAUUCCGAUGGCCGUGAUGGUGUACGUGUAUGCGCGAAUUUCAUGUGUCGUCGCCGCACGGCAUGAUCACAUGACGGAAAUCGAGGUUCACAAGAAGCACAACAAACACUUUGAUGUGGAAGUUGAACCAGAAGUCGAUCUUGAGCCAUCAUCCGAACAGGAUUUGCACAGCCCAUACCGAAAAAAGCAGCAUUCAUUUCAUCAAACAUCGCGAAGUAAUAUAUCAAUGGAUUUGAAAGAGUCCCGUAUGGAGAUUGGCAAAAACAUUUUACAAUUACAAGAGCGACAAUCCCAGCAGCAAGAACAAUCGCAACAACAGAAUAACGGCCACUACGACCAGGACGACUUUUCAAUUCGGUCAAUUUCACAAAAACGCACCAAACCCAAAUCGCACAAUGCAUCAUCAACAGCAACAACAGCAACAACAGCAACGGUUAAUGACCAUUGGUCAAAGUUUACACAACCCGUACAGUAUAGCGUUAAGCAAAACAAUACCGUUUUAUAUGAAUUACAGCGUCAACAUCCACACACGGCCACGAUGAAACAAAAUACGCGCAUCCAUCACAAAUCUCUCUCGAAUCGCAUUCUAUCACUGAAACGUGAAAAUAAAACCACUCAAACUUUGUCAAUUGUAGUGGGGGGCUUCAUUGUGUGCUGGCUUCCCUUUUUCAUAGCAUAUAUCGUGGCACCGUUUGUGCCUGUGAGCAAAACAUUGAGCGCAAUUUUAACUUGGUUGGGGUGGUUCAAUAGCGCUAUGAAUCCGUUUAUUUAUGCAUUUUAUAGUGUUGAUUUUCGUGCAGCUUUUUGGCGGCUCACUUUUCGACGAUUUUUCGAAAGCUCAACUAAAGCGCCGUACUCAAGUAAUGCAAUGUCAAUCAAGCGAUAAUUCUCCGCUAAUCAUGCUGUUGUCACUGUCGUCAUCAUCGUCAACGCUGAUUAACAUCAUUUUUUCUUGAUUCGGCUAAUACACCGUUUGAAUUAUUAAUAUCAAUUAUUCAUGUGCAAAGUUUGUGUGAUGCUACUCGAGCAUGAGCCACUUUUCAGGGAGAUUAUUCUGUUAUUUGGAAAACAAAUGCGUCCACAAAACACGUUUUUAUAAUAUUACACACACACACACAUAUAUAUAUAUAUACGCACACACAAAAGAAUCGAACGCUUUAGAUUCCCACACAGAGCGGAGCUCAGACAUGGGCAAACCAACGUUAUUAUAAAAACAUUUGAAAAUGACAAAAAAAAUGCUUGAAACAUCCCUUAUCAAACUGAAAUUAGACACAGUACUCAGUUUUGUGACAAGCGGUUGCGCGUAUCGCGAUAUGCGCUCUUUUGUAUGUCCUAAAAAAAAUGUUUGCCACUAGACGAGCACAAAAAGCACUCCAUCACUAUGAGGAAUCAUGGACAAGCCAAAAUCGAUGGAUGGAUGGAUGAAUGGAUCGAACAAACAUUUUGCUAGUUCGUAUCGUGUUACAAAAUGCUGAAAAUGUUUAUAAAUCGUGCGAUUAUUAUCGUCGAUUUUGUCAUCGAAAAUGGGACGAAAACAAUCAUCGGGCGAGGUAUUAAGAUCAACUCUCCAAUUCACUUUGAAUUUGACAACUGAUAUUGAGCGCAAACACCACCUAGAUAAUCUAAGGCCAAUGACAAUACAAUCAAGUAAACUCUCCGUUCUGUCAAACGUCAUACUGAAGUAUAACAUACAUACAUCACGAACUCACAAUCAUUUCUUUAGAUGGCGCUUCGCUCAACCGAGUUCCAACCAAAUACAUGUAUUAGUAUACGAAGCAUUCCACUGUUGAUUAAGAUGCUUUCCACAUGAUAAAUUUAUCUAAUGCCAUUCAAGAUGUGAUACUAUGCAUGCUUUAGAACAUGCAAUAAGAAAAAAAAAUUGAACGUUUGAUGAUAAUAUUUGCCCAUGUCUGAUAUUGCCCACAACCUUCAUUUAAAUACCGGUUAUUUGUUCGGUAGAAAAUAGCAGUCGAGAUGGUUCCACAUCAAAGGUGGGUGGGUGAAAAAGAGAGGGAGAGGGGAAAGAACCAAAACCGCUUGAAAUCUUUCGUGUAUUUUCACCACACAAACACACGCACCACUCAAGCAGAUAAACGGAGAGCGAAAAAAAAAGUGGACGAAAUUUUUACACGUGAAAUAAAAAUAAGCUGCCAAUUCAUCCUAAACCAUACAAAACAAAUAGCUUUUGGAACUUUGAAUACACACUUGACUACAAUAUUGGCACCACUAAAAACAACGAGACGUGGAUCAACUCACAAAAGCGUGUUUCAUUCGAUUAAAAUUUCAAGCCAUUGUGUCCGCAUGUGAUCAUCGUUACACAAGCGGCUACGAACUGUUGUGAAUCAGAAAAAUGUGAACGGCUUACACAGAACUGUGUAACCUAGUCAAUCACUCAUAUCUAUCUCUCUCUCUCUCUCUCUCUCUCUCUCUUCAAAUACACUGUGCAUUGUGUGCACAGAAUGUGCACACGCUAUGCAAACACCAGUAAAUUAGAUCCAUUGAAAAUACUACUUGUGCUGGUCAGUGUCAAAUCAGUUUAACAUCAUUUUAAUCCGAUUCUUUUAUUCUCUCCGCUCACUCUUGCUCACGUGUAACAUUUGCGUAAAAUCCUGGCAUUCUUUUUCGGAUGGGAGUUUUGUUCGGUUGUGAUUCAAUUGUCCAAAUACAACUAAUUGGAAUUUAUGCUGCAGAUGUGAAUGAUUAUUUAUUAUGAAAGGAGUCAUGUUUAUGUGCCAAUCUCACUUAAUUCAUUUUCGCUCAAACAUUGUAAUCCAAUACUUUGUUAUGUUAUUUCGCCAAAAUACACAUGUUUCAUUAUAUGCACUUGGUCAAAUUUCGUGCCAGUUUUUAUUUUCUUCUCAAUUUACUGCGCUGCUAUGUCGAAUCAUCCAAUGUAAAUGCCUUUGGCAAUUUCAAUUAUAUUAUUCUCUUUUGAUCCAUUUCAUCGAAAUCGAAAAUCGAUUUCAUUGUUUUCAGCUAAAAUGGCAUUUGGUAAUUGCGUCUGGUUUUUCAUUUUAUCUUCAAAUUACGUAUAUGUAUGUAUCAAACCAAUUUAUAAGUCAAUUUAUGAAAUUGAAAGGGAUUCAUCGAGAAAUUUCCAGCAGUCUUGUGAGUGAGUGUGUGUGUAUGUCUGUGUUUUUUUGAUGUGGUGAAAAAGUUGGGAUCGACCUCAUUUCCAAAAAGCCGACACUAAUUGAAUGAAUGCAGUAUAUUUAAAAGUUUUAAACUUCCAAAUUGAUUUUGGUGUUUAAUCGACAAAAUGAAUCACCUCAUCGCAAACGGAAACAACCAUCUUUGUGAUGUGUGCGCCGAGAGUGGAAAAAGGAAAACAGUGAGAAAGCCACAAGUACACCAAAACCAAAUGCAUUUAUUGAUUUGCAAUUUCAAUUUGAACAUCGCAUUUCGCUUUGCUGCUUACGAAUUACGAAUACACUAGAGAAUCAAAGUGAAAAUAAACAAAAAAAACAAUGCAAAUAUCCACUAUACACAGAUCACUCUCCACUUCUGUUUAUAUGUGUGUGUAUUUUGGAAAAUGGAAUUAUUUCGCAACAGAUUAUGAGCUUAAGAUAGUAGUGUCAGGUAAAGGUGUAGCGUAUAUAAAUAUAUAGUGAAAUAAUAGACACUUGGCUUAUCGCGACAAGUGCAAAUUUUGUAGAAAGAUUAAAAUUUAAACAUAACAGUUGAAAUAAUUGAUUUUAUGGGCGAAAACACUUUCUCACCCAUCGUCUCACAUUAUAUGUAUUGUAUGUAUAUGCGGUAUACAUGAGCGGGUGCAGGUGCAUAAACAUACACAUAUAAAAAAACCCGACGACAAGUGCGAAAUGAAAGCACGUUCGUUUGUUUUUUGGAUAUUGAUGUUUAGCGCACGCCGAAUAGACAUAAUAAAUAAUCACCGUGUACAAUGGAUUCAUUGACACCCAAACAAAACCAUUUCCAAUUUUCAUUUGUUUAAUUGCAACACACUACGGUGUGUUUAUCAGGCCAAAUAAGAUCGUUGUCGAACUUGUUUGGUUUCAUUUGGCUGAAUUCAAAUUAUAACCAUUCAAAUAACAGAAACGAAUGUGUGUGUGUGUGUGUGAGCGCGCAUCAUUCGACAUCCGAUUUAUACGAAUUACAGCGAUUCAAUUGUGACAUAAAAUGCAAACGUCUUUCCCUCGAAAAGGUGCUAAUUCAGCGCUAGGGAUUGCUGCUUUCGUCGACGACGACAACAACGACGAUGACGUCGAUGACAAGAGAGAAGAGGCGAAAACAAUGUGUGUGUGUGUGUAUUGUUCAUGAAUUAUAUUGGUUUUUGGGAUAUAUAGCAAGUCAAAGCGGAAAAUAUGCCAUGCGUUCCACGAAAUGAGCCCUACAGCAAUUGAGAUUUUGUGUAUGAGAUUAAGACCUAAACAUGUGUAAAAUCACAUCGCAUUUACGCAAAGUAGGAGCGAACGAAAAAGAAAAACAAAAUACCAAAUUCCGCCAUAACGGUGAAAAUGGAUAAAAUUAUGAAUUAAGGCAACGAAAACAUUAGUAGACAAUUCACUUCAUUUCGCAAUAGCGCAUAUACACGAGAUCAAAUAAAUUGUAGCAAUUUGAAUUCCAUUCCAAAGAUGUUUUGUUUUGCGUGUGGUCAUGAAUUUCGACGAACAACGAAUCAUGCAUAAGUUUUAACCUUCACCGAUAUUUCCAUACAGACAAAGUCGAAUGUCUUUUAUUUGUGGCUGGUCGCAAUCAAAUAAAUAUGUGAAAACCAACGACAUUCAUCAUACACUUUUCUUUACAUAAAAAGGUACAUUUUUUGUAAACAAAGAAAUAACAAUUAAUCAAACUAGAAAAUUAUAGAAAAUGAAAAUAAAAAUAGUCAUGUCAUAGCUAAGAAAUUUGUAGCAUCCUAGGCUAGGUGAUCAACAUAAAAUAACCGCAAAGGUAUUCACCAGGACAAAUAUGCUGAAGUUAAAGAAAGUUUUCAAGAAAAGCGAAACAUUUGAUUGAUCGUUUUUGUUCUGCAUGGUUGUGCCGAAACGAUCGAGACUCUUCCCCAAUCAGAGUGGCGAAUCUUUCGCAAAAUAACAACAAUUUUGUCAAAAUUCAUGAGAGAGAGAGAGAGAGAUACAUAAAAUAUGUUGAGCACCCAUUGUUUACUUUGUUGAUAGCAAUUAGCUUUUGAUUAGGUUUAUUUUGUUCAGGGAUUUCCACUGAGAGAUCGGAGUUCUAUAAAUAUAUACAAUAUAACCAAGUAAAUUCAAUUGUAAUUGGUGAUUAAUUUAAUGAUAUAUGAUUACGAUAGACAGAAAGAAACAAAACACUUGUUAAUUGUAAAUACCAGUUCAUUUGUGUCUUUUCAAAUUAAUAAAUAUAUAUGUAUAUUGACAUUGCAUGUACCGAUAUAUCGAAUGAUGGUGCGUUGCAAGAAGGGAAUAAAAUGAGGCGGGCAUCAGCUCAGCAGCCAUUGAUUGCAAAUGAGAUGGGCAAAUCGAUUUUCAAAGGCAAAUUUCUAUAUGUAAAAGCAUCUAAUUGAAUGAAGUGAAACAUUCACCCCAUAUACAUAGAUAUACAUACAUACAUACAUACAUGCAUACUAUAUAAUACUAGUUAGAUACCUAGACUUUUAGCGGAAAAAUUAAACAAUUUUGAAUGUUUGUGAACAAAUUAACUCUAGAAAUAAAUUGCAUCAAAUUGAAAAGGUU
Sitodiplosis mosellana (orange wheat blossom midge) is the source of this 7191-nucleotide messenger RNA. Its product is annotated as 5-hydroxytryptamine receptor 7-like. The record is from RefSeq and is a predicted model, not a curated record. Gene Ontology annotation, cellular component: membrane. Gene Ontology annotation, molecular function: G protein-coupled receptor activity. The transcript is spliced from 8 exons. Lineage: Eukaryota; Metazoa; Arthropoda; Insecta; Diptera; Cecidomyiidae. Gene Ontology annotation, biological process: adenylate cyclase-activating adrenergic receptor signaling pathway. The coding region runs from base 813 to 2408 and encodes 531 amino acids.